CCCAACCUGCCCCGAGUGCGUGCGCACUUCGGACCUGCGACCAGCCGCACUGUCCAGAGUGCUGGAGCUCGAGCGCACCGACUGAGCACCUGGGAACAUCUGGAGGACACCUGGGGACGGGCGCUGGAGCAUGCGCUGAGUGAGGGUCCCGGAGCGAGUGCAGUGAGAGAAGCCGGGACGACCACCUCCCCCCUCCCACUCCCACCGCGCUCCGAACCUCCUGCGGGAAGAGCCGCCAGAGAGAGCCGUCAGAAGCCGUCGGAGAAGGAAGGUGGCGGCGCGCGCGCGCGGGACCCCCGAGCUCCGGCAAAAAUGCGCCUUCGUGGAUUAUCGGUGCUGCUCCUGCACGCGGUGCUCUUGUGCAGAAACCUGGCGACGGAACCUGUGCCCGAUGACUAUGAUGAAGAUGAGGAGCUGGACGAAGGAGACUUGAAGGAGCAUUCGGAGCCCGACCUGGAGCAGCAGCUGCGCUCGGCGUCCAGCGUGGACGAGCUGCUGCGCAUCAUCUACCCGGGCUACUGGGCCAUGCUGAGGUGCCGCUCGAAGCGCGGCCAGCGAUUUCACGGGAGGAGCUCGACGGGGGGCGAUGAGCCCGUCGCCUUCGCCGCGGCCUUCCACAACUUGGAGAUCUAUAAAAGUAUAGAGUCUGAGUGGAGAAAGACGCUGUGCAUGCCGCGGGAAGUGUGUUUAGAUGUGGGGAAAGAGCUUGGGGCGCCUACAAACACCUUCUAUAAACCACCCUGCGUGUCUGUCUACAGAUGUGGAGGCUGCUGCAACAGCGAGGAGCUGCAGUGCAUGAACACCAGCACCUCCUACGUCAGCAAAACGCUGUUUGAAAUCACGAUACCCAUCACCCAGGGCAUGAAGCCAGUCACCGUGAGCUUUGCCAACCAUACCUUGUGCCGCUGCCUGUCCAAGCUGGAUGUUUACAGACAGGUCCACGCUAUCAUCCGCCGGGCUCUCCCAGAGUGCCACGUCGCAAAUAGAACGUGUCCGAAGAACCAGAUGUGGGACGACUACCUGUGCAGAUGUGUGCCGCAGCCAGAUGGUGCGUUUCCAUCCUCAGGCUCUGACUCAUUUGGGGACGAUUUUUGUGGACCGGACAAGGAGCUGGACGAAGACACGUGCCAGUGCGCGUGCAAGAGGCCGCCGAAGGUAUCCGGCUGCGGGCCGUAUCGCGUGAGGGACAAGCACACCUGCAAGUGUGUCUGCAAAAUGUUGCCCUCUAGUUGCGGGCCCAACCAGGUGUUCAACAAGGAUACCUGCCAGUGCACCUGCGCCAAGGUGUGUCCCCGGCACCAGCCCUUGAAUCGCACCAAAUGCGCCUGCGAGUGCACAGAGUCGCCCAACCGCUGCUUCCUGCGGGGACGACGCUUUCAUCAAGCCACCUGCAGCUGUUACCGGCCCCCCUGUGAAGUGAGGAGGAGGAAGUGCGAAGCGGGAUUUUACUUCAGCGAGGAGGUCUGCCGCUGUAUACCCACAUACUGGAGAAGACUGGAUUAAGCAGAACUCGCGUGGCUGUUGGACACGCUGGGUCGAUUUAUUUGAAAAGAGCGGACCGUGGCCCUUUGCAAAAAGGCCACAAUCCCACUGGACACAGUGUGUGCAGGACCUUGGGGGAAAAAUUGAUCACAAGCAUCAACAGCAACAUCAGCAUCAUCAUUGUCAACUUGGAGGAACCAUCACAAAAAUUUGGGUGGACCUGAGCGUGACAUUAAGUACUUUUUAAGGACUUGCGUGUUCGAGGAGAGAGCAGUUUUUUUUUUUAAUGGUUAUCGUUUUGUUAUUUGUAUGUGUCAAAUAAUGAUUUUAUAAUUUAUUGCCACCAAUUGUUUUUUUUUUUUUGCAACAUUCCUGUUCAUAGUAAUUCAGCCUUUCAGAAAAAUACACUGUGAUCAAUAUU
Messenger RNA from Scleropages formosus (Asian bonytongue), 1903 nucleotides. It is a transcript of the gene vegfc, whose product is annotated as vascular endothelial growth factor c. Gene Ontology annotation, biological process: positive regulation of endothelial cell proliferation; positive regulation of mast cell chemotaxis; response to hypoxia. Gene Ontology annotation, molecular function: vascular endothelial growth factor receptor 3 binding; chemoattractant activity; growth factor activity. NCBI's taxonomy places the organism in Eukaryota, Metazoa, Chordata, Actinopteri, Osteoglossiformes, Osteoglossidae. The transcript has 7 exons. Gene Ontology annotation, cellular component: membrane. The record is from RefSeq and is a predicted model, not a curated record. Bases 313 to 1503 code for a protein of 396 amino acids.